This is a messenger RNA of Papaver somniferum (opium poppy), 426 nucleotides long. RefSeq names its product proteasome activator subunit 4-like. Bases 69 to 368 code for a protein of 99 amino acids. The transcript is spliced from 3 exons. Gene Ontology annotation, cellular component: cytosol; nucleus. Gene Ontology annotation, biological process: proteasomal ubiquitin-independent protein catabolic process. The record is from RefSeq and is a predicted model, not a curated record. NCBI's taxonomy places the organism in Eukaryota, Viridiplantae, Streptophyta, Magnoliopsida, Ranunculales, Papaveraceae. Gene Ontology annotation, molecular function: peptidase activator activity; proteasome binding.
UUUAUAGGAAGCUUGGAUUUUGAUGAUUGGUCAAAUCAUCGGCAGCCUGGAAAUCGGAAUCUGCUGCCAUGAUAAAUCCUCCAAUAAAUUUUAUUGUGACAUCUCAUUCGAAAGGAAAAAGAAGGAACAAAUGGGGACCUAUUGACAAGGCAUACAUGCAUAACACUUGGAGAUCAUCACAGGCAUCAUAUCAUCUGUUCCCGAUGAAUGGAAAUCUAUCUCCAUCAGAUCAUGUGUUUCUUUUACUAAAUGAUCUUUUGAGCCUUUCACUACAUAUCUAUGAAACUGUUGGUGUGUGUUUUCAAGAUUUUCUAAAUGAAGGUUCUAGCUAUUUUCUGGAUUUUGUGGAUGUAUGUAUACCAUUGUAGUGCCUCAUUUUUCAGGUAUUAACAUUUUACAAUUGCAAGGAUUCAAACACUAUUAACG